This is a messenger RNA of Prionailurus viverrinus (fishing cat), 375 nucleotides long. Its product is annotated as 60S ribosomal protein L28-like. NCBI's taxonomy places the organism in Eukaryota, Metazoa, Chordata, Mammalia, Carnivora, Felidae. Gene Ontology annotation, molecular function: structural constituent of ribosome. Bases 1 to 375 code for a protein of 124 amino acids. The transcript has a single exon. Gene Ontology annotation, biological process: translation. Gene Ontology annotation, cellular component: ribosome; cytosolic large ribosomal subunit. The record is from RefSeq and is a predicted model, not a curated record.
AUGGUCGUGCAGAACUGCUCCAGCUUCCUGAUCAAGAGGAACAAGCAGACACGUAACACAGAACUCAAUAACCUGAAGGCUCGUAACUACUUCUGCUACAGUGGGCUGGUUCACCACAAGACUGUGAGUGUGGAGCUGGUGGCUGAUGGCAAAGGUGUAGUGGUGGCCGUGAAGGGGAAAUCCAGCCAGCAAAAGCCCGCCACCUCCUUCCUGUGGCCCGUCACCAAAAAGACUGCCCAGGGCACUCUCAGCAGCAUCAGGCACAUGAUCCACAAGAACAAGCCUGAGAUGGUGAAGAGGGAGCAGGUCGCCCUAUCAAGAGCUCCUGAAUGCCUACCCCCCAACUCCAAAGCAAUAAAGAUGUCAGCCACCUAA